GCCGGCUUGCGGAGCUGCGGAGGUAAAGCGCAGCGGCUUCCUGCUCCGAUCUCCCCGCCAUUGCACGGCGGUGCCUCGCAAAGGGUAUAUGUGUGGAGGUCAUGCUGAUCGAGGCGCCAGAACACAUGAGAAUGCAUGCACUCGCGUCUUCGUGCGACCGUGUUGCGUUUUCGAAGCCGGCGCGUGUGAGACGUGGAUUAUCGACAGGAUCGGACGAGGAGAGAGAAGGGAAGAUCGCAGAGAACGAGAUAGGAGAAAGGGUACAACUGAGAGGCAGGCUCCGCUAUUACGCUCUACAAUGACGACGGUGCUGCUGCUGGUGUUGUUGUUGAAGAUGAUGAUGGAGGUGGAGAAGAGAAGAAGAUGGGAAAGCUUCACCCUGAGCGCGGACCUACAGAACGGCCCACCACUAUCAGCAUCGCACUUGCCGUCCCAUCCAUGCCAUGGACGGCAGCAAGCAGCAAGCAGCAAUCACUCCUUCUCAAAGGAAACAAAUCAUACAAGCUUAGACAUGCUUUUCUCUGAGAGGUACAACACAAUGUGAGAAAAGAGGAAUAACGAUAUCGCAAAGGAAGCUGGGACAACAACGAACAUGCGUGGAAAAGCGGUUGCUUAAAAGGACCACAUACACCUCUACCAUCUUCCACUCUUUCACUAGAGAAAGUACCAACUGGGA
Molecule: messenger RNA, 676 nt
Organism: Westerdykella ornata
Lineage: Eukaryota; Fungi; Ascomycota; Dothideomycetes; Pleosporales; Sporormiaceae
Exons: 1
Coding region: 89-544 (151 amino acids)
Source: RefSeq, a predicted model, not a curated record